Molecule: messenger RNA, 708 nt
Organism: Rhizophagus irregularis DAOM 181602=DAOM 197198
Lineage: Eukaryota; Fungi; Glomeromycota; Glomeromycetes; Glomerales; Glomeraceae
Molecular function (GO): protein binding
Source: RefSeq, a predicted model, not a curated record
AUGAUCAAGGAUAAAGUAGAUCCUACUUUCGUCACAUGUGCCGUUUUAAUUGAUGGCCAUGCUAGAAUUAGAGAAUUGGAUUUUUCUAGAAAACUUUUAACAGAGCUUAUUUCUCAUGGAACUAGUAUGAAUCAAAUAACCUAUAAUAAAGUAUUAAGUCCUGAUAUAUUUACUCCUUUGAUGGACGCUUAUGCAAAACAAGGACUGGCUGAACCUGCAAGGGCAAUAUUUGAAGAAAUGACAACAGUAGGAGCAAAGCAUAAUUUAUAUGUAUAUACUAUACUUAUGGAUGCAUAUUAUCGUGGUCAUAAGUAUGAAGCUGUGUGGCAGAUGUGGAAAUUGACGAAAAAAAUUUUCGUGACUCCUUUAUCGAAAUCAAAAAUAUACGAACAAUUAUUAGAUUUACAACAAAAUGAACAAAAUGAACAUAAAGAAAAUUCUUCAUUAGCGGAGUCAAAUGGAAAAAUUGGAUUAGCCUGUAAAUUAUUGAAUGAACAUUUAGUUAAAGGUUGGGAAAAGGGUUUAGCUCUUUCAAAUAUUUAUGAAGAAAAAUUUUCUACGCAAAGGAAAGUUAAUAAAAAGAUUACUCAAUAUUUAAAAGAACUUAAAGAAGAAUUUCCCGAAGUUUUUUAUAUUACUCGGGAAUUUGCUAAAUCCUGUAAAUUAAAUAAGUUCAAAUGUUAUCAAGAUAGAAGUCAUAGCGGAUAG